Carassius gibelio (silver crucian carp) is the source of this 1978-nucleotide messenger RNA. RefSeq names its product signal peptide peptidase-like 2A. Gene Ontology annotation, molecular function: aspartic endopeptidase activity, intramembrane cleaving. Bases 146 to 1729 code for a protein of 527 amino acids. Gene Ontology annotation, cellular component: lysosomal membrane; Golgi-associated vesicle membrane; lumenal side of endoplasmic reticulum membrane. Gene Ontology annotation, biological process: membrane protein proteolysis. The record is from RefSeq and is a predicted model, not a curated record. The transcript is spliced from 16 exons. Lineage: Eukaryota; Metazoa; Chordata; Actinopteri; Cypriniformes; Cyprinidae.
CGCGGAAGAGGAAGCGAAAGCGUCACUGUAAACAUGACAGAAGCGAAACCGAGGAAGUGUUGACGGUUUAAGUUCACCGGUUUUAAGUUAAAUUGGAGCGCAGAAACUCGCCUUGUUUUGGAGCUUUGACUCAGAUGCUACAGCGAUGGCAGUGAAUGUGUUGUUCCUCCUGCUGAUGUGGGUUUGCUCGCAGGUCGACGGUCAGGAGGCGAUUCUGCACGUGUCCAGUGGAUCUACAGCCAGAGAGUACUGUCUCCUGUACAACUCAACCUGGAGCAACAUCUCAGACAGCCUGAGUGCAGCUGUGUCGUCCCCGCUGCGGAGCCUGGUGUCCGGUCAGCUGUGUGUGAGGGGUCAGCAGGGGUCACUGGAGGGUCAGGCUGUGGUGGUGAUGAGGGGCGGCUGUGAUUUCUCUCAGAAGGCUCUGGUGGCUCAGGAUCUGGGAGCGUCUGUGCUUCUGAUCGCGAGUGUGGAUGAUCUGGUGACUCCGUCAGCCAAUGACUCUGAGUUCAGGAAAGUGAGGAUUCCUGUAGCCCUGGUCAGGCACCGGGACGUCCUGGACGCUCUGCAGGUGUUUCCUCAGGGGAUGGAGGUGAGGUUAUACGCUCCUCCUCUUCCUCGGUUUGAUGCCAGCAUCAUCGUCAUGUUCCUGAUCGCUGUGUUCACGGUGACGAUGGGCGGCUUCUGGAGCGGAGCGGCCGAGAAGCUGAAGCGGGCCGCUGGUCCAGUGUAUGUCUCUGCUGAUGGAGGCUCUGACAGCAGUGAGGUCUCUCUCUACUCUCCUCUGAAGGUGCUGGUGUUUGUGGGCAUGAUGUGUGUGAUGCUGGUGCUCAUGUACUUCUUCUACCGCUGGCUCGUUUAUGUGAUUAUCGUCAUAUUCUGCCUGGCCUCAGCCUCUGCGCUUUAUAACUGCCUGGAUUCACUGAUGACUGCACUGGGCUGCAGCACACUCAGUGUUUCCUGCAGAGACAGAAGCGUUUCUGUGCGUUCACUGCUGAUCGCCGCCGUCUGCAUCACACUGUCUGUCAUCUGGGGAGUGUAUCGCAACGACGACAGGUGGAUCUGGAUCCUUCAGGAUCUGCUGGGAAUCGCCUUCUGUCUGAACUUCCUGAAAACCAUCAGUCUGUCCAACUUCAAGAUCUGUGUGAUUCUGCUCAGUCUGCUGCUGCUCUACGACGUCUUCUUCGUCUUCAUCACGCCGUUCCUGACGAAGAACGGAGAGAGCAUCAUGGUGCAGGUGGCUCUGGGCCCCGGCGCUGGAGGGAAGGGUGAAGCACUGGAGGUCCCAGGAGACAACGCAUCCUCCUACGAGAAACUGCCGGUGGUGAUGCGUAUCCCACAGUUCUCUGCGCUGGCUCAGAAUCUGUGUAUGAUGCAGUUCUCCAUCCUGGGCUACGGUGACAUCAUCAUACCAGGUCUGCUGGUGGCCUACUGUCACAGGUUUGAUGUGUGGAUGGGGAACUCCAGAAGAGUCUACUUCAUCUCCUGCAGCGUGGCGUACGCCGUGGGUCUGCUGCUGACCUUCGCUGUGAUGCUGUUGUCUCAGAUGGGUCAGCCGGCGCUGCUGUACCUGGUUCCCUGUACGCUCCUGACCAGCUCCGUCCUCGCCGGCGUCCGCAAGGAGUUCACACACUUCUGGAGCGGCUCUGGAGCCUGUCAGGUCCUGGAGGAGUCUAGGAAGCCCUUGUUAUCAGAUGGAGCAGUGAAGAGGAAUACGCCGUCUUCAUGAUGAUCUGAUGGGAACGCUGUGUUUCUGAUACGAAUCUCAUCAUCAUCUUCAUCACUGGGACACUUUACUAAAACAACAGACUGUCUAAAAAUCGUUAUUUAAGGGGCCUUAACCAGAUCAACCUGCUGUUUUUGUCUUUCACUUUUUUAUGUGAUCAUUUUAUAACUUUGGGAAUAUUUGACGAAAACCCAACGAAUAGUUUAACACUCUAUCUCUGUGAUCAAAAUAAAUACAAAUCUGAAAACUAAA